UCAGCUGAUGUGGAGUGUUGCCCAGCAUCAGUCAGGUUUUGGGGGAUUUUGCAGUUAUUCAUUCUGUUCUUCUCAGCUUCACCCCACAGAUGGUCUAAACAUGAAGCAAAAUACCGAUGUUGUGCAAAGCACAUGAGAAACAAGAUGAUUAGCACAAAGCAAUACCACCAGAGCACUUUAUAUGAACUAUUCUGAAAUUCAUCAGGCUUUGAUAGACAUAGCUGAAAGUGAUCAACAACCAUCAGCAGCUGUCCAUGAGGCAAAGUCCCUAAAGCUGGAUCAGUUGGAGACCGCUUUGUGCGUCAUUUAGACUGACAUAGUACAAAAACAAAUAGUGUGAAUAAAGCUCUACGGGAGGCUGGCAUAGAGUUGUGCACUGUUGUGAAUUUGAGGGUCUUUUAGAACGCUUUCGUGAUACCUAUGGUGAAUUUCAUGUGUUUGAAGCAGUUGCAACAGAUCUCACCAAGCAACUACAAUGAGACCCCACAAUGCAAAUGACAGCAAUUUUUGGGUGACGUUUAUAUGGGUAAUACUCUCGGAUUGGAGUGCCAAUGGCAAAUUUCACACAUUGUGCUUCUAUCUUAUGGAUAAACUUACUGUUGAGAUUGUCAAACAAGCAGCAUAGCAUGCACCACAUUAAAUUAAAAGAUUUCGUUUUCUUGUGGUUAGGUCAAUGCCCGGAGAGGAAGUCUCUAGAGCAAGACCAUUAAUCAAUACCUACCCGUCCAAUCUCGAACAUGCAUUUACUGAUGUAUUUCUGUGGUUCUCUGUAUACAUACGGGAGGAGAAAUCUGUGGCACAAAUGAUCAUAAAUAACUGACAAGUUUUCCAAAUGUCAACAUUGCUUUCAGAAUGUCUCUUCAUCUUGGGCACAAAUUGUGAAGGCGAGCAAUAUUUUCACAGUUAAAACUUAUAAAGAACUGUCUUUGGUCCACCAUGGGACAGAACGACUAUCUUCACUUGCACUACUUUCAACUGAGAGAAAUGGCAUUUCACAAUGCUGAUCAACUGACAGAAGAGCAGAUUGCAGAGUUCAAAGAAGCCUUUUCAUUAUUUGACAAGGAUGGUGAUGGUACUAUAACAACAAAGGAAUUGGGAACCGUGAUGCGAUCGCUUGGUCAAAACCCCACGGAAGCUGAGCUACAGGAUAUGAUCAAUGAAGUAGAUGCUGAUGGCAAUGGCACAAUUGAUUUUCCAGAAUUUCUGACAAUGAUGGCAAGAAAGAUGAAAGAUACAGACAGUGAAGAAGAAAUUAGAGAGGCAUUCCGUGUGUUUGAUAAGGAUGGAAACGGUUAUAUUAGUGCUGCGGAACUUCGCCAUGUGAUGACAAAUCUUGGAGAGAAGCUAACAGAUGAAGAAGUUGAUGAAAUGAUUAGGGAAGCAGAUAUUGAUGGUGAUGGUCAAGUAAACUAUGAAGAAUUUGUACAAAUGAUGACAGCAAAGUGAAGAGAUUGUACAGAACGUGUUAAAUUUCUUGUACAAAAUUGUUUUUGCCUUUUGUUUGUAACUUAUCUGUAAAGGGUUUUUUCCCUUACUGUCAAAAAUAUGCAUGUAUAGUAAUUAGAAUUCCAUUUUAUGUUUUUUCUCCCUCUAUCUUACUGUCAUUGUUCUGACAAGUUUUUGGAAAAAUUGAUCAAAAGUAACAAAUGUUGCAUGUGGCUUACUUUGGAUAUUUAAGCCCUUCUGCCCAUCUAAAGUCUGUUGGAGUUGAUCAAAUGAGGGAACAUCUGGGUUAUGCUUGUUAAAGUAGCUUUCUUCAGGAAACUUAGCAUGUUGUUAAAACGUGGAGCCUUAACUCUGCGUGGACUAUUGACAGUUAACAAUAUGGAACUUAAAAGUUGCACUAUUGCAAAACGGGUGUAUUACCUAGGUACUCGUUCGUACACUAUUUUUUUUGUACCAGAAAAUCAUUUUCUCUUACUAUGCUUAUUUAAACUCUGUUUAGCCACUUCUUUUCAGAAUAAUCUGCUUAUGGCACAA
This is a messenger RNA of Pelodiscus sinensis (Chinese soft-shelled turtle), 1980 nucleotides long. NCBI's taxonomy places the organism in Eukaryota, Metazoa, Chordata, Testudines, Trionychidae. The record is from RefSeq and is a predicted model, not a curated record.